Triplophysa rosa is the source of this 4261-nucleotide messenger RNA. RefSeq lists its product as uncharacterized. The record is from RefSeq and is a predicted model, not a curated record. Gene Ontology annotation, molecular function: protein binding; GTP binding. NCBI's taxonomy places the organism in Eukaryota, Metazoa, Chordata, Actinopteri, Cypriniformes, Nemacheilidae. The coding region runs from base 71 to 3928 and encodes 1285 amino acids. The transcript is spliced from 3 exons.
AUAAUAUGUGGUUGUCAGCGAUCAGUUUUUGACUCACAAACAAGAAAAACGUCAUUGAAAUACCUGAAACAUGUCUGACUAUGGGACCAUUGAACUGGUGUGUCUUGGCCGACCGUUUCAGUUGGGAAUGUUGUAUGACUGUCGACGAGAUGUCCUCAUUCCAGGAAUAACUCUCUGGGAUGCAGAGAUGUUACAGAAGAAUAUUAACGCACGUCCACAGCCAAACACAGACUUCAAAAUCAUUGCCUCAGAUUCAAGUGAAGACAAAGUAGAAGCUCUUAAUGUUUCUGCAUGUCUUGAAGCCAGCUUUCUGUCUGGAUUAGUCAGUGUGAAAGGGUCAGCUGAGUUUUUAAGUAACAAGAAGAAAUCCAAACAUCAAUCUCGAGUCACCUUACAGUAUCGAACAACCACACGUUUCGAGCAGCUGACUAUGGAGCAUCUUGGAGCAGGAAACUUCAAACACUGCAAUGUAUUUGAGGAAGGCUCUGCCACACAUGUUGUUACUGCUUUGCUGAAUGGGGCUCAAGCAUUCUUCAUUUUUGACCGCGAGCUUUCAUCCAAUGACAACUACCAAGACAUACAAGGUGAACUCCAAGCAUCAAUCAAAAAGAUACCUUUAAUAUCAAUUGAGGGCAAGGCAUCUUUGAAAAUGAGUGAAUCAGAACAAGAGAAAACCAACAAGUUCAGCUGCACAUUUCAUGGAGAUUUUGCCCUAGAAAACAACCCGGUUAGCUAUUCAGAUGCAAUCAAAGUCUACUCAGAGCUUCCAAAACUCUUGGGAGAAAAUGCAGAACAUGCUGUGCCCAUGACUGCGUGGCUUUACCCUCUGAAGAAACUUGAUUCUGCAGCCGCUCAGUUAGUCCGGGAGAUCAGUGUCAGUCUAGUACGACGUGCCCAACGCAUCAUGGAUGAACUGGACGAUUGUGACAUACAAUGUCAAGACCUGAUGAAGGACAACAUCACUAUUCAAUUCCCAGAAAUCAAAGCCAAGCUCAGAAAAUUUAAAGACCUCUGCUCAGAGUACAAACUUGUUUUUCAAAAACAGCUCUGCCAGCUUCUUCCAUCUAUAAGGGGAGGAGGAAAAGAGGAACAGGAACUUGUGGAUGUCUUGAACAGCAAAGAAAGAUCUCCAUUUCAAGGUGCUCUGAUAACAGGAUAUCUAAAAGACAGACAACGAGAAAUUAAUGUUGUUAGAUCUUAUCUAGACAUCAUGAAAGAUGUUCCUGCUCUUUCAUCCAGCAAUGACCUGGACAAGAUGGUUCUGAAAGCAACCAAUGACUAUGUGAUAGUUUUUGCACUCUCCUCCUUGAAUGAAAAGGAACUGUACCUUACAGACAUGGAGAAUUACCUCAAGAACCAACCAUAUAACAAUGCAGAUCAAUUACAUCAUGACCCAACCUCGACAAUGGGGGCUGAGAAAUGGUUUACCUCAGGAGAUGUAACUGCACUGACCAGGGGAAAUAUACAGGCAUUUCUAGAUUUCAAGCAGGCCAAUGAUGGAAGAAAAAAUAUUGAAUUCUGCAUUGCAUCAAUCCCAGACAAGCUCAGCACUGCAUCCUCGAUUCAUGUUUAUGAAAGAGGGAGACGUCUGAGCUCACAGUAUGAGCUCCCCUCAAAACCCCCAACACCAAUUGUCUUGAGUAUAGAGCAUGAUUCUGUGGCUUUGCAAAUCCAACCCCCUGAGUGUGGUGCCGUGAACUCUCACUGUAUUCUAUACCAGUCUGUUCAAAGCUCUGAAUGGACAGAGAUGUAUACGGAUGAGGUUUCAGAUCAUGUCACUCUAAAGCAGUUAGAACCACAUAAAGAGUAUCAGUUCAGCUGCAAGGCUGUGUGUCGUCCCGGGGUAAGUCUGUGUAGUGAUGCAACAUCAUUCUUCAGGACCCGUCCAUGUGCUCCUCCUGGAACACCUAUAGUCAAAAGAGUAGACGCUGAGUCUGCAACUGUAGCCUGGGAUGUUCCUUCAUCUGUUGGUGAAGAUGUCCUGGUCACUGAAUAUGUGUUGGAAUAUAGAGAACACAUAAAGGAUCAAGAAAACGAAAUGGCAUGGAAGUCAAUGAAAUCUACAUACAGGGAGAGCACUCUUCAGCAACUCAAAGCAAACACAGAUUACACAAUCAGAGUUUUGGCAAAGUGUGGUAAUGAUGGAAUGAGUCUCCCCAGUCCUGAAACUGUGUUUUCUCCCGGUUUUCAAGGCAAACAGUCAAGUCAGCAUGUAAGUGAGUUGUUCCUGAAGAAAUCUGUUUGUAUACAGAAAGGUAAUCCUGCAAUUCAUGAGCUGACGCUACAUAAAAAAAUAGAAGAGAAUGUAAAUUUCAGUCAGUAUGUCUUUGGAAAAAAGGUGGAGGAUGUGAAAAACAAAGUCAUUCUUCUGUUGGGAUCGACAGGUGCUGGAAAAACCACGCUGGUCAAUGUCAUGAUCAACUACAUACUGGGGACAAAGUGGCAGGAUGGAUAUCGCUUCAAACUGAUCAAUGAAGUUACCAAUCGCACGCAGGCAGAGAGUCAGACAUCUAGUGUCUCAUCUUAUGAGUUGUACGAUCAGCCCGGCUUCAAAAUUCCCUAUUCUCUAACAAUCGUAGAUACACCAGGAUUCGGGGAUACAAGAGGAAUGAAACAUGAUAAACUGAUAACAGAGCAGGUCAAGAGCUUUCUUUGUAGCCCGCUAGGAAUUGAUCAUAUUGAUGCUGUCUGUUUUGUUGUUCAGGCCUCUCUUGCUCGCCUUAGUGCCAACCAAAAGUACAUCUUUGAUUCAAUCUUGUCCAUUUUCGGCAAAGACGUUGCAGAAAACAUCAUGAUACUGGUGACAUUCGCAGAUGGCAAAAAGAUCCCAGUUCUAGAAGCCAUCAAAGCAGCUGAUCUGCCCUGUCAGAAAGAUGCAAAUGGAAAACCCACCCACUUCAAGUUCAACAACUCAGCUGUGUUUGCAGACAAGAAAGCAGAAUCUGACACAUCUGAUAAUUCAGAUGAGGAAGGCGAUGAUCAGAAACUUAGCGAGAUUGUCUGGACAUCAACCUUUAAACAGAUGAAGGCUUUUUUUAAAGCACUGGGGAACAUAGAGAGUAAAGAUCUGACCCUUACUAGAAAGGUCUUGGAGGAACGAGAGCGUCUUCAAAAAGCCAUGGCAAGUCUGACCCCUCAGAUAACCGCUGGCCUUUCCAAACUAAGUGAGAUUAAAAAAAUAAAACAAUGUUUGGAAAAUGAGAGUGGGAACAUGGCACAAAAUGAAGAUUUUAUGCAAGAUGUAGAGAUGGUGAAAGCAAUCAGAACUCCUGUCAACAGUUUCACCAUGAACUGCAACAAAUGCUUCUUUACAUGUCACUCCAACUGCUUCCUCCCUACAGAAGAUGCUGUGAACACUUGUGCUGUGAUGAAUGAUAAUGGCUACUGUGUCGUCUGCCCUGAAAACUGCCAUUCCUCUGAACAUUCAAAAGAAAACACCAUGUGGACGUAUGAAACAAAAAUCGAGAAAAAAACUAUUAAAGAAUUGAUGGACAACUUUAUGAAGGCACAGAAAAAAUUUCUGGGAUCCAGGCAAAUGCUUGAUGCACUUGAAGAUGAAUUCCAUGUAAUUGAAGACAAACUAAUGAAACUAAUCAAAAUGUCCUCCGAAUGCUUAAGAAGACUGGAUGAAAUUGCGCUGAAGCCGAAAUCUCUCUCCACAGCCGAAUACCUUGAAAUCCUGAUCAAAACAGAGGAGGAGGAGAAGAAAGCUGGCUUUGAGGACCGCAUCACUGGACUUAAGAAAAUGAAAAAAGAAUCUCUUAUUCUUGAAAAGAUUGCAAGGGGAGAACGUCUGCUUGAAAAAGAGCACCAAGUCAUGGUGGAGAGAAAGAAGAGAAUGAAGACCGUCGCACUGAAAAUUAUAAAAAUGAGAAAAGUUGUUGGUGCUUCAUGUUCACAAAACAAGCAGGAGGCACCCAAUCAAUAAGAAGCUCUUGCUAAUAAUCAGCUGCACUGAUACCAAAUGCUUUAGAAUUUGUAACUCCUUAUAUUAACUUUUCAAAUAAUAUUUACAUUUUUAACGAUAAUACAGACAAGAAAAGAGCCUCUGCAAAUUACUGUAAUUUCACAUCUUAAUUAUUAAUCCAGGUGUAUUAUAAAUUAAAAUCAAUCGACAGCAUUUAUGGAAUGAUGUUUGUUACCACAAAUAAUCUUUUCUUUUCAAUUAAAUAAUUCUAGUCAUUCCUUAUAUUCCUUUAACAUACCUUCUGUUCCUUUACCUGUUUCUCCUUAAAUAUGCCAGCAUUUUGUAAGAACUGAU